Molecule: messenger RNA, 5199 nt
Organism: Zalophus californianus (California sea lion)
Lineage: Eukaryota; Metazoa; Chordata; Mammalia; Carnivora; Otariidae
Gene: MED1
Product: mediator complex subunit 1
Biological process (GO): regulation of transcription by RNA polymerase II; cellular response to thyroid hormone stimulus
Cellular component (GO): mediator complex
Molecular function (GO): nuclear vitamin D receptor binding; transcription coregulator activity; nuclear thyroid hormone receptor binding
Source: RefSeq, a predicted model, not a curated record
GAAGAUGGCGGCGGCCGGGAGCACCCUUCUCUUCUUGCCGCCGGGGACUUCAGACUGAGCCUUCCCUGGAAGAGUGGGGACGGCUGGUGCCCUGCGUCCCGGGAGCCCGGACCAACUUGGUUCCUUCGUUAGUGGUGGGGAAGGGCUUAUCCUCUUGUGUAGGAUUCAGGACCUCCCCACCGUCGGGAUGAAGGCUCAGGGGGAAACCGAGGAGUCAGAGAAGCUGAGUAAGAUGAGCUCUCUCUUGGAACGGCUCCAUGCAAAAUUUAACCAAAAUAGACCUUGGAGUGAAACCAUUAAGCUUGUGCGUCAAGUCAUGGAGAAGAGGGUUGUGAUGAGUUCUGGAGGGCACCAACAUUUGGUCAGCUGUUUGGAGACUUUGCAGAAAGCUCUCAAAGUUACAUCUUUACCAGCAAUGACUGACCGCUUGGAGUCUAUAGCAAGACAGAAUGGACUGGGCUCUCAUCUCAGUGCCAGUGGCACUGAAUGUUACAUCACGUCAGAUAUGUUCUAUGUGGAAGUGCAGUUAGAUCCUGCAGGACAGCUUUGUGAUGUAAAGUGGCUCACCAUGGGAGAAUCCUGUGGUAUCUGUCCAGAACUUGUACAGCAGCUAAGGGAAAAAAAUUUUGAUGAAUUUUCUAAGCACCUUAAGGGUCUUGUUAAUCUUUAUAACCUUCCAGGGGACAACAAACUGAAGACUAAAAUGUACUUGGCGCUCCAAUCCUUAGAGCAGGAUCUAUCUAAGAUGGCAGUUAUGUAUUGGAAAGCAACCAAUGCUGGUCCCUUGGAUAAGAUUCUUCAUGGAAGUGUUGGCUAUCUUACUCAAGAAGUGGGAGGUCAUUUAAUGAACUUGAAGUACUAUGCCUCUCCCUCUGACCUACUGGAUGAUAAGACUACAUCUCCCAUCAUUUUGCAUGAGAAUAAUGUUAGCCUUCCUCGUUCAUUGGGCAUGAACGCAUCAGUGACAAUUGAAGGAACGUCUGCUAUGUAUAAACUCCAAUUGCACCCAUUAAUUAUGGGGUCACAUCCAGUUGACAACAAAUGGACCCCCUCCUUCUCCUCCAUCACCAGUGCCAACAGUGUUGAUCUUCCUGCCUGUUUCUUCUUGAAAUUUCCCCAGCCAAUCCCAGUAUCUAGAGCAUUUGUUCAGAAACUUCAGAACUGCACAGGAAUUCCAUUGUUUGAAACUCAACCAACUUAUGUACCCCUCUAUGAACUGAUCACUCAAUUUGAGCUGUCAAAGGACCCUGACCCCAUACCUUUGAAUCACAACAUGCGAUUUUAUGCUGCUCUUCCAGGUCAGCAGCACUGCUAUUUCCUCAACAAGGAUGCUCCUCUUCCAGAUGGCAGAAGUCUACAGGGAGCUCUAGUUAGCAAAAUCACCUUUCAGCACCCUGGCCGAGUUCCUCUUAUCCUAAGUCUGAUCAGACAUCAAGUGGCCUAUAACACCCUAAUAGGAAGUUGUGUCAAAAGAACUAUUCUGAAAGAAGAUUCUCCUGGCCUCCUCCAAUUUGAAGUGUGUCCUCUCUCAGAGUCCCGUUUCAGCGUAUCUUUUCAGCACCCUGUGAAUGACUCCCUGGUGUGUGUGGUAAUGGAUGUACAGGACUCAACACAUGUGAGCUGUAAACUGUACAAGGGGCUGUCAGAUGCACUCAUCUGCACAGAUGACUUCAUUGCCAAAGUUGUUCAAAGAUGUAUGUCCAUCCCUGUGACGAUGAGGGCUAUUCGGAGGAAAGCUGAAACCAUUCAGGCCGACACCCCAGCACUGUCCCUCAUUGCAGAGACAGUUGAAGACAUGGUGAAAAAGAACCUGCCCCCGGCUAGCAGCCCAGGGUAUGGCAUGACCACAGGCAACAACCCAAUGAGUGGUACCACUACACCAACCAACACCUUUCCGGGGGGUCCCAUUACCACCUUGUUUAAUAUGAGCAUGAGCAUCAAAGAUCGGCAUGAGUCGGUGGGCCAUGGGGAGGACUUCAGCAAGGUGUCUCAGAACCCAAUUCUUACCAGUUUGUUGCAAAUCACAGGGAACGGGGGGUCUACCAUUGGCUCGAGUCCGACCCCUCCUCAUCACACGCCGCCACCUGUCUCUUCGAUGGCCGGCAACACCAAGAACCACCCGAUGCUCAUGAACCUUCUUAAAGAUAACCCUGCCCAGGAUUUCUCAACCCUUUAUGGAAGCAGCCCUUUAGAAAGGCAGAACUCUUCUUCCGGCUCACCCCGGAUGGAAAUAUGCCCGGGAAGCAACAAGACAAAGAAGAAGAAGUCAUCAAGAUUACCACCUGACAAACCCAAACACCAGACUGAAGAUGACUUUCAGAGGGAGCUAUUUUCAAUGGAUGUUGACUCACAGAACCCUAUCUUUGAUGUCAACAUGACAGCAGACACGCUGGAUACACCACAUAUCACUCCAGCUCCAAGCCAGUGUAGUACUCCCCCAACAACUUACCCACAACCAGUACCUCACCCCCAACCCAGUAUUCAAAGGAUGGUCCGACUAUCCAGUUCAGACAGCAUUGGCCCAGAUGUAACUGAUAUCCUUUCAGACAUUGCAGAAGAAGCCUCUAAGCUUCCCAGCACUAGUGAUGAUUGCCCACCCAUUGGUACCCCUGUUCGAGAUUCUUCAAGCUCUGGACAUUCUCAGAGUGCCCUCUUUGACCCUGAUGUCUUUCAAACCAAUAAUAAUGAAAAUCUAACAGAUCCAGCUGACCUAAUUGCAGAUGCUGCUGGAAGCCCUAGUAGUGACUCUCCUACCAAUCAUUUUUUUCCUGAUGGAGUAGAUUUUAAUCCUGAUUUGUUGAACAGCCAGAGCCAAGGUGGUUUUGGAGAAGAAUAUUUUGAUGAAAGCAGCCAAAGUGGAGAUAAUGAUGACUUCAAAGGAUUUGCAUCUCAGGCGCUAAAUACUCUGGGGGUGCCAAUGCUUGGAGGUGAUAAUGGGGAGACUAAGUUUAAAGGCAAUAGCCAAGCUGACACAGUUGAUUUCAGUAUUAUAUCAGUGGCUGGUAAGGCUUUGGGUCCUGCAGAUCUUAUGGAGCAUCAUAGUGGUAGCCAGAGUCCUUUACUGACUACUGGGGACUUAGGGAAAGAAAAGACUCAAAAGCGAGUAAAGGAGGGCAAUGGCACCAGUAAUAGUAGUCUGUCAGGGCCAGGAUUAGAUAGCAAACCAGGGAAGCGCAGUCGGACCCCUUCUAAUGAUGGCAAAAGCAAAGAUAAACCUCCAAAGCGGAAGAAGGCGGACACUGAAGGAAAGUCUCCGUCUCACAGUUCUUCUAACCGACCUUUCACCCCACCUACCAGUACGGGCGGAUCCAAAUCUCCAGGCAGUUCAGGAAGAUCGCAGACUCCCCCAGGUGUUGCCACACCACCUAUUCCCAAAAUCACUAUUCAGAUUCCUAAAGGCACCGUGAUGGUGGGCAAGCCCUCCCACAGUCAGUAUACCAGCAGUGGCUCUGUGUCUUCCUCAGGCAGUAAAAGCCACCAUAGCCAUUCUUCCUCCUCCUCUUCCUCCUCUUCGGCUUCCAACUCAGGCAAGAUGAAAAGCAGUAAAUCAGAAAGUUCCUCAAGUUCCAAGUUAAGUAGCAGUGUAUAUUCUAGCCAAGGGUCUUCUGGAUCUAGCCAGUCCAAAAAUUCAUCCCAGUCCGGGGGGAAACCAGGCUCCUCUCCCAUUACCAAGCAUGGACUGAGCAGUGGCUCCAGCAGCACUAAGAUGAAACCUCAAGGGAAGCCAUCAUCACUUAUGAAUCCUUCUUUAAGUAAACCAAACAUAUCCCCUUCUCAUUCAAGGCCACCUGCGGGCUCUGAUAAGCUUGCCUCUCCAAUGAAGGCUGUUCCUGGGACUCCCCCAUCCUCUAAAGCCAAGUCCCCCAUCAGUUCAGGUUCUGGUGGUUCUCAUAUGUCUGGAACUAGUUCAAGCACUGGUAUGAAGUCAUCUUCAGGGUUAGGAUCUUCAGGCUCAUUGUCUCAGAAAACUCCCCCAUCAUCUAAUUCUUGUACAGCAUCUUCCUCUUCCUUUUCCUCAAGUGGCUCUUCCAUGUCUUCCUCUCAGAACCAGCAUGGGAGUUCCAAAGGGAAAUCUCCCAGCAGAAAUAAGAAGCCAUCCUUAACAGCUGUCAUAGAUAAACUGAAGCAUGGGGUUGUCACCAGUGGCCCUGGAGGUGAAGACCCAAUGGAUGGCCAGAUGGGGGUGAGCACAAAUUCUUCUAGCCAUCCUAUGUCCUCCAAACAUAACAUGUCAGGAGGAGAGUUCCAGGGUAAGCGUGAGAAAAGUGAUAAAGAAAAAUCCAAGGUUUCCACCUCGGGAGGUUCAGUGGAUUCGUCUAAGAAGACCUCAGAGUCAAAAAAUGUGGGGAGCACAGGUGUGGCAAAAAUUAUCAUCAGCAAGCAUGAUGGGGGUUCUCCCAGCAUUAAAGCCAAAGUGACUUUGCAGAAACCUGGGGAAAGUAGUGGAGAAGGGCUCAGGCCUCAGUUGGCCUCUUCCAAAAACUAUGGCUCUCCACUCAUCAGUGGUUCCACUCCAAAACAUGAGCGUGGCUCUCCUAGCCAUAGUAAGUCACCAGCAUAUACCCCCCAGAAUCUGGACAGUGAAAGUGAAUCAGGCUCCUCCAUAGCAGAAAAAUCUUAUCAGAACAGUCCCAGCUCAGAUGAUGGUAUCCGACCUCUUCCAGAAUAUAGCACAGAAAAGCAUAAGAAGCACAAAAAAAAGAAAAAAGUAAAAGACAAAGAUCGAGACCGGGACCGGGACAAAGACCGGGACAAGAAAAAAUCUCAUAGCAUCAAGCCAGAGAGUUGGUCUAAAUCACCCAUCUCUUCAGACCAGUCCUUGUCUUUGACAAGCAACACAAUUUUAUCUACAGACAGGCCCUCAAGGCUCAGCCCUGACUUUAUGAUUGGGGAGGAAGAUGACGAUCUUAUGGAUGUGGCCCUGAUUGGCAAUUAGGAACCUUACUUUUUAAGACAAAAAUGGCCAGAGAAAAACUAAUAAGUUUAUAGGCAAACCACCAUAAGGGGUGAGUCAGGUCUGAUUUUGUGUUCAAGAAUCUUAAAUGGCAUGGCUUUGACACCGAGCUGGGUGAAUUUAGAAAGGCAUAGCCAGACCCUACUAAAGAGACCAUAGGGUUUGAUUCUGGUUACCAAGAAUCACUUUUUCCUUUGCCAGAGAAAAAAAGAGAAAAAAAAAAGUUAAAAUACUUGCUUAUGAAA